Molecule: messenger RNA, 595 nt
Organism: Annulohypoxylon maeteangense
Lineage: Eukaryota; Fungi; Ascomycota; Sordariomycetes; Xylariales; Hypoxylaceae
Exons: 1
Coding region: 61-519 (152 amino acids)
Source: RefSeq, a predicted model, not a curated record
CUACUGAAGAAUCUACUAAUUGUUCUGGUACCUAGAAUUUAAAGAAACAACCCCCACAAAAUGCCCCACCACAAACGCGCACAGCUCCUCGAAGCCGCAACAGCGUUUUGCACCAGCUUCGCGGAGAAAAAGCCCCUAGACGAGAUCCUCGACCACUUCUCCGCAUCCCCAGACAUCCUCGCCUACGAGCACAGAUUAUCACAGCUCGCGCCGUUUCUCGGGCGAGAGUUCCGCGGACGCGCGGGCGUACAGAUGUAUUUCGAGAAGGUGUCGUCGUGUCUAGACUACGAGGACAUGCGGUUCGCGGACUACGUUGUGGACGCGAUGGAGAGCCGGGUCGCGGUGCGGGGGACGGCGCGGUUCACGUGGGUGGCUACGGGGGAGAGCUGGGAUGAGGUUUUCGCGUAUGCAUUGGUGUUUGAUGAGGGGUGCAGGGUGCUGCGGUAUGAGAUUUGGGCUGAUUCUGGUGCGGCGUAUCUUGCGAGUCAGGGGCGGCUAAGGGAGGUAAGGGGGGAGUGAGUGGACGUAGUGGGAUUGUUGGAGUGUGAAAAGAAAGUAUAUAUUUUCAUAAGCUCAAAUAGGUCGCUAUUUUAUA